This is a messenger RNA of Rhizoctonia solani, 756 nucleotides long. RefSeq names its product major facilitator superfamily transporter. Lineage: Eukaryota; Fungi; Basidiomycota; Agaricomycetes; Cantharellales; Ceratobasidiaceae. The record is from RefSeq and is a predicted model, not a curated record. Gene Ontology annotation, biological process: transmembrane transport. The transcript is spliced from 12 exons. Gene Ontology annotation, molecular function: transmembrane transporter activity. Bases 1 to 756 code for a protein of 251 amino acids.
AUGGGACAUGUCGAUUUCUUCUCGAGUACGGCAAUGGAGAACAAUCAGCAAUCGGGUAAACUAACAACACAACAAUCUGGGGAAGGUGAUAUCGACAGAAAAUCUGUGGGAGAUAUUGAAAACCCCCCAGUUGCUACAAAUGCCGAAGCAAGCCAAGGCCAAUAUUUGACUGGUGCUAAAUUGGCGUUAGCAUUCGUUGGAAUGUUACUAUCGAUCUACUAUACCGAUUUGGCAAUCCUAAAUAUUGACAUGCGCCUAGUGCUCGUCGCCCUCGAUCAGACAAUAGUAGCAACCGCCCUCCCCAAAAUUGCUUCGCACUUUGAUGCACUUUCCCAAGUCAGUUGGAUCGUCUCGGGGUACUUCCUUACACAAGCAGGCCUCCUUCUUCUUUACGGCCAACUACUGAUCGUCGCAUCUACCAAAUGGAUCUACGUUGCGGCUGUAUUAAUUUUUGAAAUAGGCUCGCUUUUCUGUGCGGUAGCUCCGUCUGCCGAGUUUUUGAUCUUCGGCCGAGCGGUGGCAGGCACGGGCGCUGCCGGCAUCUUCAUCUCUAUUUUAUCAAUCAUAGCUCAAGUUACAAGACUCGAAGACCGGCCAUUACUGUUUGGAUUGUUUGGCGCGGUUUUUGCCGUUUCGUCGCGGACUUUGGAUUUUGUGAUCGGUCUUCGGCCUGCAUUGCGACGGGACCCAGACUACGCAAAACUUGCCACUGAAGAGGAUGUUCAUCCACCGAAACUUAACCGUGGACUAGCUUAG